This is a messenger RNA of Danaus plexippus (monarch butterfly), 1722 nucleotides long. RefSeq lists its product as uncharacterized. Bases 17 to 712 code for a protein of 231 amino acids. The record is from RefSeq and is a predicted model, not a curated record. The transcript is spliced from 4 exons. NCBI's taxonomy places the organism in Eukaryota, Metazoa, Arthropoda, Insecta, Lepidoptera, Nymphalidae.
GAGAAGUCUUCACACGAUGACUCCUCUAUUUGUAGUUCUAUACAUUAUAUAUGUCACAAGUACUAUGACGCAGGGUGAAAAAAAUAUCAAUUACUGCGACAAUCACCAGGGUAACUAUGACAUGAAAUCUAUUCUCGGAACGUGGCACGUGGUAGCUUUGGUACCAGCUACAGGCUUCCCUCGGAUGAGACAGAUCCUUUGCUACCAAAUGGACAUUAGUGAGACAGAUGAGGCCGGUCUCAGAUGGCUUGUUGGUAGAAACUUCAAUAAUCCAAGUCAAGAAUUUAUCGAUAAAAUAAAAGGAACCAUUAUAAGACAGAGAUAUCACUCGGAAAAACCUUUUGACAUUUGGUCUAAAGCCAUAAGGAGUGUAAAUGGAUGUUUCAGACAAUUGCUGUCAUUGGAAACUAACAAUACCAAAAUAGUUAAAUUCAAUAGUUUAUAUAUUUACAAAGCUGACGCUGAAAACCUGGACACUAUGAUGCAAUUACAUUUGAUGGAGUUUAAUGAAGAGUAUGGUCCAAUUUUGGUACAAAUUCUAUGGGGAAGGCUUAUAUCUGCAGUAAUUUACAGAAGAUCGCCUGGUAUAUCAAUGGAUCGUCUCCUUCCAGUUCACAAGUUCCUUACAAAAUUGCGCGGUUUCCAACGAGAGCCUAGGAUUUGUGACAUCCCCACAAAAGCCAUCGUGCCUCCUGCUUUCCAAAGACCCUGAUAGUUAUAAACACUAAAAUAUAAAAUGAUAACAAAUUUAUAUAUAUGUUAUAUAUUUUCAAAUACGAAUUAAAUUGUUUUUUAUUCACAUUAUAAAAUAACGAAAGCUAUAUUUUCUAAUCUUCCAUUAAAAUUUAAAUUGGUUACAGUUUAGCCUUAUAAAUUUAAAGAGCAAUUUUUCUAAAUAUAAACACAAUGGUAGUUCACGUCCAGUGUGGAACAAAGUAUAUUUUCUCACGCCACCAUGAGCACGAAACCGAAUAUACGAACCAAUAAAACAAUAAGAACAAAUUAUAUACAAGACUAAUAAAUAAAGACCUUAAAGUUUAAAUUUUAUAUUAGCUAUUUAUUGUUUUAACAAGUAAUAUAACUAUUAAAAUUUCGAAGUAUAUAAGAACAACUAUAGUUAGUCAGGAAUAGAUUAUACUUAAUUUUAUAAAUACUAUACAUACAAUUUUAUGUAAAAAAUGACUAUUUUAAACAAUUUAUCAACUAAAGUGUAAUUUAACUAACACAUGUAAUUCGGCUUUAAAUCAGCCUCAGGUGUCACUCGCAGAUGUGAUUGAUUUGGACACGAGUAGGAUGCAGCGGUAUAAAAUGUAUCAUUAUACAGGCUGAUAAAAUUACUACUCAUGUUUUUUUUAUAUGGAGAUAAGAUAUAUUUUUUCCUUACUGUAUUAUCAAAAAAUUUUGCACAGUCUCUAUAACAUUAAAGAUAUAGUUUUCAAUAAAGUAUCAAAAAGACUAUUCUGUUUGAAUAUAAUAUAUAAAACAAUAUAAUACAUUAUUGUGAUGUAUAGUUUUGAAAUGUUAUUAUAAUUAUAGCAACCUGUAUAAAUAUCAGGCAGUGCGCUGAGUCGGCGGCUUAAGGGGUGUUCCGCUCGGAUCGUUUUAUAUCUAUUGUUUAUACGAGAUUUUGAUGGAAUACCCCUUUUAUUGUUCCAUUGAUCUGUUGCAAGGGAAAACGACGUUCAUCAAUGAUACUCUAUAAUAAACUAGUUUCGAACCACA